AUGGCAAAAUCAAAACCAAUUCCACUAUUCUAUUUUCUUUCUACACCAUUUUUCCUUCUGUGUCUUUUUUUCUCUUCAUCCUUGGCAGCACCACCAAAAGCAGAAUCUUUGUACUCAACUUUCCUUCACUGUCUCACACAAAACACAACUGAUCCAUCUAUCUCCAACAUAGUUUUCCCACAAUCAAAUCCUUCAUUUUCCGCUGUCCUUCAAAACUACAUCCGUAACGCACGUUUCAACACUUCCUCAACUUCCAAACCGUUAAUCAUUGUUACUCCAAAACAACCCUCACAUGUUCAAUCCACCAUUAUCUGCGCCAAAAGAGUCAACGUUCAAGUCAAAAUCAGAAGUGGUGGACAUGAUUAUGAGGGUAUUUCUUAUAUCUCAAAUGAAUCACCCUUUAUCGUCCUUGACAUGUUCAAUCUAAGAACAAUCAAUGUUGAUGCAAAAAGAGAAGUUGCUUAUAUUCAAGCAGGUGCUACACUUGGUGAAGUUUAUUAUAGAAUUUACGAAAAGAGUAAAGUUCAUGGCUUUCCUGCUGGUGUGUGCCCAACUGUUGGUGUUGGUGGUCACAUCAGUGGUGGGGGGUAUGGAACAAUGUUGAGAAAAUAUGGUCUUUCUACUGAUAAUAUUAUUGACGCUGAAAUUGUUGAUGUUAAGGGAAGGCUUUUGAAUAGAAAAUCAAUGGGAGAAGAUCUCUUUUGGGCUAUAAGAGGUGGCGGUGGUGCUAGUUUUGGUGUUGUUUUAUCUUAUACUAUUAAAUUAGUAGCGGUUCCUGAAACCGUUACUGUUUUCAGAAUUGAGAAAACUUUGGAACAGAAUGCUACUGAUCUUGUUGUUCAAUGGCAACAAGUUGCUCCAACUACUGAUAAUAGGCUUUUCAUGAGGCUUCUCUUGCAGCCUAUAAGUUCCAAGACUGUCAAAAGAAAAAAAACUGUUAGAGCUUCUGUGGUUGCUUUGUUUCUCGGUGGCGCGAAGGAGUUGGUACCGAUUUUAAGGAAGGAAUUUCCACAUUUGGGUUUGAAGAAAGAGGAUUGUCUUGAGUUGAGCUGGAUCAAUUCUGUUAUUUGGUACUACAGUCAAUUGAAUUUUAAGAAUGGCGCGAAACCGGAGAGUCUUUUGGAUAGGAAUGUUAAUUCGGCUCAUUACGGGAAGAGAAAAUCUGAUUAUGUUCAGAAACCUAUUCCAAGAGAUGCUUUGGAAUUGAUAUGGAAAAAGAUGAUUGAGUUGGGAAAAGUUGGAUUUGUUUUUAAUCCUUACGGUGGAAAAGUAGCUGAGAUUCCGGUCGACGCAACGCCUUUUCCCCACCGCGGAAAUCUGUUCAAAAUUCAGUAUUCAGUGAAUUGGAAUGAUCCAUCACCUACUCUUGCAUUGAAUUAUUUGAAUCAAGCUAAGAGUCUUUAUAGUUUCAUGGAACCUUAUGUGACAAAGAAUCCAAGAAGUGCUUAUAUAAACUAUAGAGACCUUGAUAUCGGGAUCAAUAGCUUUGGUAAGAAUAGUUAUGAAGAAGGUAAAGUUUAUGGUGCUAAGUAUUUCAAUAAGAACUUUGAUAGGCUGGUUAAGAUUAAGACAGCAGUUGAUCCUGGUAAUUUUUUCAGGAAUGAGCAGAGUAUUCCUGUUCUUCUUGGAAAGGUUUAG
Molecule: messenger RNA, 1638 nt
Organism: Lathyrus sativus (Indian pea)
Lineage: Eukaryota; Viridiplantae; Streptophyta; Magnoliopsida; Fabales; Fabaceae
Source: the annotation of a GenBank genome assembly